Molecule: messenger RNA, 2283 nt
Organism: Mesorhabditis spiculigera
Lineage: Eukaryota; Metazoa; Nematoda; Chromadorea; Rhabditida; Rhabditidae
Source: the annotation of a GenBank genome assembly
AUGGCCCAUUACGUGGAUGACCUUCCCGGAACCAGCGCUGGGACGUCGACCUCUGGACCGGAAAACAGCAAUUCGUUGAUUUCGUCAACCAGCAAGGGCCCCUAUGUUCAUCAGUUCAAACACCACUACACCCAUCUGAUGAACGCACUGUCGGAGCUGCGACGCGAUGAGGAGCUGUGCGAUGUCGUGCUGCUGGCUGGGACGCACCGAAUACCGGCACAUCGCGUCAUCUUGGCGGCCUGCUCGUGCUAUUUCAAGACAAUGUUCACCACCAGCCUCCAGGAAUCCAGCCAGCGCGAAAUACGAAUGCUCGAAAUCGACGGCCAAACACUGUCACAAAUGGUGAUGUUCUGCUACAGCGGCGAGUUGAAAAUCACUGACAGCUCGGUGCAACAACUCCUUCCGGCGGCCUGUUUGUUGCAGAUGGGCGAAAUACAGGAUCCUUUUGCCGACACGCACUCGUGCCGCGAGCUGGCGAGGAUCGCCGACGUCUACACGCAGAACAACUUUCAGCAAGUGAUCACAUCCGACGAGUUUCUGCAGCUCUCCCUUGAGCACCUGCUGAUAUUGGUGUCAAGCGAUGAGCUGCACGUGAAAUCUGAGGAGCAGGUUUUCGAAGCUGUCAAGCGAUGGAUUCACUGCGAUUUGGCGGGGCGCCGGCAACAUUUGGCGACGGUGCUCGAGUACAUCCGACUGCCGCUGUGCGAUCCCAAAUUUUUGGUGUCUGUCGUCUCGGAGGAUCCGCUGGUGAAAGCCGACCCUGCCGCUCGAGAUCUGGUAGAUGAAGCCAAGAACUACCUGCUCCUCCCCCUCGAACGGGCCCAUAUGCAGGGCCCGCGGACGCGGCUACGACGGGCCGCGUACUGCGGCGAAGUGCUGUACUCGGUUGGAGGAUGGUGUUGCGGAGAAGCAAUUAAACACGUCGAACGCAUGAACCCCAACCAGCGACAGCCAAAGUGGGAGCAGGUAGCCCCGAUGAAGAAGCCGAGGUGCGGCGUCGGCGUCGCCGUCUUGAAUGGGCUGCUGUAUGCCGUCGGAGGACACGAUGGCGUUGCGUAUCUCAACUGCGUCGAAAGAUACGAUCCCGCGACGAAUCAAUGGGACAACACUGUCGCCCCAACAACCUCGUCCCGAACAUCGGUUGGCGUGGCGGUGCUGAACCGCUGUCUUUACGCCGUCGGGGGCCAAGAUGGCGUCAGCUGCCUGGAUUUGGUCGAAAAAUACGAUGCUCGCGACAAUAAAUGGACCCAGGUGGCCAGCAUGGGAACGAGGAGGCUUGGCGUCUCGGUUUCGGUGCUCAAGGGAUGUCUUUAUGCCAUCGGAGGUUCAGACGGGCAAAACCCGCUACGAACUGUUGAACGCUACGACCCCCGGACCAAUAAAUGGACGUCCGUGCAGCCUAUGAAUGUCCCUAGAAAACAUCUCGGAACUGCUGUGUUUGAUGGGAAGCUGUAUGCGGUCGGCGGGCGAGACGAUAAGCUGGAGCUUGAUUCGGCGGAAUACUACGAUCCCAUUACGAACGAGUGGCGCUUCAUCGUCGCCAUGCAGAGCCGACGAUCUGGGGUUGGCCUUUCGGUGAGCAAAAACAAGCUCUACGCCGCCGGCGGGUUCGACGGGAACUCUUAUCUGAAAUCUGUUGAGGUCUACGAUCCACAGGAGAUGUCCUGGCGCUUCCACAGCAACAUGAAUUUUCGCAGAUUGGGCGGUGGGGCCGCGACUAUCCCGAUGCUGAACGUGCAGGAAGAUAAAGUCAAAGAGCAGCAGGAGACAAGCGAAUCGGGGGAAUCGCCAGAAGUCGAGAAACGUGAAAUGGAGGACAAUUUACUUGGAAGAAUGCUGAUUCCCAAAUCACACCGGCGCGCAAUCUACGAAUACCUCUUCAACGAGGGAGUCACCGUCGCCGCCAAGGACCCCAAUGCCAAGACGCACCCGAACAUCGAAGGAGUCACAAAUCUCGAGGUCAUGAUGGCCAUGAAGAGCUUGGCCUCGCGAGAGUUGGUGAAGCAGCAGUUCGCCUGGCGCCACUACUACUGGUAUUUGACCAACGAGGGCAUCACCUACCUCCGCGAAUACCUGAACCUGCCAGAAGGAGUCGUGCCCGCUACAGUCAAGAACAAGGCCAAGGAGCCCCGAUUGCCGCUCGGAGACCGCCCGUCCCGACCAGGCCCGAAGGCCGAGGGAGAUCGUGAUGCCUACAGGACGACCGAGAAGCAGACUGAUGCCGGACCCGGAGCUGCCCCCGUUUACCGAGCCGGAUUCGGACGUGGCGGCCCUGCACCUCAG